Messenger RNA from Sorghum bicolor (sorghum), 1593 nucleotides. Its product is annotated as activator of 90 kDa heat shock protein ATPase homolog 1. The record is from RefSeq and is a predicted model, not a curated record. The transcript is spliced from 3 exons. The coding region runs from base 191 to 1261 and encodes 356 amino acids. Gene Ontology annotation, molecular function: protein-folding chaperone binding; ATPase activator activity. Gene Ontology annotation, biological process: positive regulation of ATP-dependent activity; protein folding. Gene Ontology annotation, cellular component: cytosol. Lineage: Eukaryota; Viridiplantae; Streptophyta; Magnoliopsida; Poales; Poaceae.
GUAUUCCGAUCCACCACCGAACCAUCCAGAAGCAGCCGCCCUCCUGCUCUAAAAAAAGCUCUCGUCUCCGGUCAUCCAUUCCACACCCCCCACACCACGAAACCUCGCGCAGAUCCAAACGAAUCCGAGCCCGUCCAAACCCUAAGCCCCGCCUCCCUCUCCCCCCUAGCCCAACUCCACCGCGCACCCCAUGGCGAAGUACGGCGAGGGCGACAAGCGGUGGAUCGUGGAGGAGCGCGCCGACGGCACCAACGUCCACAACUGGCACUGGGCGGAGCGCGACUGCCUCGAGUGGUCCCGCGCGCGGCUCUCCUCCCUGCUCGCGGGCCUCACCGUCCUCGACGGCGAGGGCGGCCUCACGCUCCGCACCGUCGCGCUCGACAAGCUCGACGGCGAGGCCUACGUCAACAUCCGCAAGGGCAAGGUCAUCCCGGGGUACGAGCUCUCGCUCACCCUCUCCUGGGAGGCCGAGGCCGCCGCCGCCGCCUCGGAGUCCGGAGCCGUGAAGGUCGCCGGCGCCGCUGAGGUCCCCUACCUCGCCGACGAGAACGCCGACGAGGACCCCGAGCUCCGCGUCACCGUGCGCGGCGACGAGACGCCCCUCGCGCGCCGCGCCAAGGACGCCUUCCUCGCACGCGGCAAACCCAUGGUGCUCGAGAAGAUCCGGGAGUUCGUCGCUGCCAUGGCCAAGGGUGGACCGGCCAAGGACGAGCUGGAGUCCAAGAAAACUCCCGCGAAGGUCGCCCCUGCAGCGCCUGGCGCCGCCCCGGCGAAGAAGGAGGAGGUGGUGGCUCCUGCGCCGGCUGCGGAGAAGAAAAAGGCCAAGGGGAAGGACAAGGAGGGGUUCAAGACCAUUGAGAUGACGGAGAAGUUCUACUGCCGCUCAAAGGACAUAUAUGAGAUCUUGAUGGAUGAGAACAGGUGGAAAGGGUUUACACAGAGCAAUGCGAGGAUCAGCAGAGAGGUUGGAGGGGAAUUUAGCCUCUUUGAUGGGUCCAUCACUGGCAUCAACGAGGAGCUGCAGGAAGGGAAACUGAUUGCACAGAAGUGGCGGUUUGGAAGCUGGCCGGACGGCUUGUACUCCUCGGUAAGGUUGACGUUUGAUGAGCCUGAGUCUGGAGUUACAAUCAUAAAGCUCAAACAAACCGAUGUGCCAGAGGAAGACAAGUAUGGGAACUCAACUGUGGUAGAGAACACGGAGAGAGGCUGGAGAGAACUCAUAUUCCAGCGGAUACGCGGAGUGUUUGGUUUUGGGAUCUAAAGAAUCUAAAGAGGCAACUUGGCAUGAAGUUGGAUUUCAAAUUUUUAUGGGGUCAGGCCUGAAUGCCAUAGCAAUCCAAUGUUUUACUCACCCAGUUUUUCCAUGUCCUUAAAACACAAAACUCUGCAUAUCAUGGGGGUUUAAAAACAACUGUUAUUCAUCGCGUUGUAACGAUCCUUGCUCCCAAUUUCUGGUGUUAAAUGAGUCAACGUUGAUCUUUGCUGAUGCUGAUGGGGUUGGUCCUCUUGUUGCGUGAUUAAAAAUUGGACAUUAUUGUGUCAGUGCGAAGCGUUUUAGUGGCUAUAUAUGUUUUCGUUGCUUUUGGACUUCAA